GUUGUGUUUCCAGUCUAUGUCGCUGAUCCAGGAUCUGCUGAAGGAGAUCCAGGACCUGAAGGAGUCCAGAGACGACCUGAAGAAAGAGGUCAAGAGCCUCCAGAACCAACUCAACCAGCUGAAUAUGAGUGAGCUGGUUGACAGAAUCAACGAAGUGGAACAGUACUGCCACCGACUGGACAACCUGGACUCUGCCACCAAAGAGCUGCAGGACAGAGUUGGGCGUUACCCAGACCCAGACGAGCUCAUCCAGUGUGUGACCUGGGACAUCAUGCAGACCACCUUGGUUAGCGAGCAACAGAAUCUGCAAAAGGAAAUCAAGCACUCAGUCCCUGUCCCCACAUCAGUUGUCAUGACCACCAUGACUCCUUUCAGCGUCUCUGCCAAUGCCAAUACUGGAGCUGCUGCCUUCACUCCUGGCACUGUCACUGUCAGCCAGCAUGGGGGGGCGCUGCCCCAGCAGUCCCUCUCUGAUGCAGCUGCUGCCUUCACUCCUGGCACUGUCACUGCCAGCCAGCAUGGGGGGGCACUGCCCCAGCAGUCCCUCUCUGAUGGAGCUGCUGCCUUCACUCCUGGCACUGUCACUGCCAGCCAGCAUGGGGGGGCGCUGCCCCAGCAGUCCCUCCUCUGA
Molecule: messenger RNA, 631 nt
Organism: Oncorhynchus tshawytscha (Chinook salmon)
Lineage: Eukaryota; Metazoa; Chordata; Actinopteri; Salmoniformes; Salmonidae
Exons: 4
Coding region: 17-631 (204 amino acids)
Source: RefSeq, a predicted model, not a curated record